GUACCUUGACAUCAAUCUUAUCCCGCGUGCUGCUAGUGGUCUGACCAACGUCAUUCCUGGUCCUGUCUCAUUGCGAAACGAGCAACCGUUAUUUUUAAGGCUUAGUCAAACCCCAGGGCGGCAGCUCUUUAGCGUCAUUUGCGCGGAGCCGUGCUGAAACGGAUAUGGCGUCAACGCUCUCUAGUUUGUUUUGUGCCGUCGGAUCAGAGACCACCAAGCUCAGUGACGAAGAUAUCCGUCAAGAAAUAUUCUCUUUUCUUGAGGCUCUAGGCGAUCGAGAGGAUGUUUUGCUUCUCCCACCCGACUACACCAGGUUCCAUUCGAAAGCGGGAAGCCUUACACAAAUGAUUUGUGAAUACUACAAAUACAUUCCGUCUACAGAGCCACCAACAUCCAAAACGCUCAAAUCCGACCAAAUUCUGAUCUCUCCCAAGAUUGAGAUUCUCCCUGCUUUGGGGACACACGCACCCAUGACUAAGACAGAAAUCAAAAAAAUGUUCGGAACAGAAUUGGCGGGGAAGGAUCCUACCCCGUUUCUUGUACACGAUUGGCGAAACGACGUUGUGACAAUUGGACACGCCCCGGCUGAAAUGGUCAAAAAUGCUACGCAUGGUAUGGUCGAGCAGCCUUGGCCCGCGCAACUGAACAAGGUCGUCUGGGAGAAGAGAAUCCAUGAUACAAAUACGCAAACUCAUAAACCUUUGGUUCUCAGUAUUGGACAGGUCGUUCCCCAUGAAGUCAUGGGCAUGGCAAAUUUCAACAAGAAUGUGUUCGUCGGUACUGGCGGUGUGGAAGCCAUCAAUCUGUCCCACUUUAUUGGAGCCGUUCACGGUAUGGAGCGUAUGAUGGGACGAAAAGACAAUCCACUACGAGAAAUAUUGAACUAUUCUUCCAAGGAAUUUCUAGAAAAGGAACUAGAUCUGUGGUACAUUUUAACGGUCAUAGGGUCGGAUCCAAAGGACGAUAGUUUGUGUGUUCGUGGUCUUUAUAUUGGGCGCGACAUUGAGUGCUAUUCUCGAGCUUGUGACUUGAGUCUCCAAGUCAAUUUUACUCUUCUGGACACUCCCGUAAAAAGGUGUGUGGUCUAUCUGGACGAAGAUGAGUUUCAUAGCACUUGGCUCGGGAACAAGGCAAUUUACAGGACGCGUAUGGCUAUGGAUGAUGGAGGUGAGCUGAUUAUCUUAGCUCCGGGGGUAAAACAGUUUGGGGAGGACGCACAGAUCGACAAGUUGAUUCGAAAGUAUGGUUACAAAGGGACGCCCUAUACGCUAAAACUUAUGGAAGAGCAUGAAGAGCUCCGGGACAAUUUAUCAGCCGUCGCUCAUCUCAUCCAUGGGUCUACCGAGGGUAGAUUUUCCGUCACAUACAGCCCGGGUCAUUUGACCCGGGACGAGGUCGAGACGGCAGGGUUUGCUUAUGCUGACAUUGAGGAGAUGUCAAAGAGAUACCAAAGAGACAAGCUUAGAGACGGAUGGAAUACAGAUAUUGAUGGUAAACACUUCUUUUUUGUUAGUAAUCCAGCUCUCGGGCUAUGGGCAGUCAAAUCCCGCUUUGAAGAUGGAGAUGAACAGCGUGGACACGAUCAAGUGUAG
Messenger RNA from Phaeodactylum tricornutum CCAP 1055/1, 1592 nucleotides. RefSeq lists its product with no specific name. The record is from RefSeq and is a predicted model, not a curated record. NCBI's taxonomy places the organism in Eukaryota, Bacillariophyta, Bacillariophyceae, Surirellales, Neidiaceae. Bases 165 to 1592 code for a protein of 475 amino acids. The transcript has a single exon.